CCUCACCCUCAGCACCUCCUCACAAAGAGCAGCAACUCCAAUCCCAAUCCUUGGGGAUCCCCCAGGGAUUCACCCCAAAAUCUGCCCCUCAAUCCCCCCCCAAAUCUGCCCCAAUUCCCAAAUUCCUCCUCAGCCUUUUCCCCCCAAAAUCUGCCCCUCAAUCCCCCCUAAAUCUGCCCCUCAAUCCCCCAAAUUGUAAAUUUCUGCAUUCCCUCUCAGCCCCCCAAACUGCCAAUUUCCAAAUUCCUCCUCAGCCUUUCCCCCCCCAAAUCUGCCCCUCAAUCCCCCCCAAAAUUGCAAAUUCCCAAAUUCCCUCUCAACCCCCCAAAUUGCAAAUUCCCAGCCUCCUCCUCAGCCUUUUCCCCCCAAAAUCUGCCCCUCAAUCCCCCCCAAAUUGCCAAUUCCCAAAUUCCUCCUCACCCCCCCAAAUUGUCAAUUCCCAAAUUUCUUCUCAGCCCUUUCCCCCUCAAUCCCCCCCAAAUUGCCAAUUCCCAGACCCUCCCAACCUUUUUUACUUCCAAAUGCCCCCCCAGAGCCCCCUCAGCCUCUCCCAAAUUCCCAGCUCCCCCCAAAGAACAGUAAACCCCCAAUUCCUGGAGGCUCCCUGUGCUUUCACCCCCAAAUCUGCCCCUCAAAGACCCCCCAAUCCUGGCCCCCAAACAGCAGCGACCCCAAUUCCCAAUUCCUGGAGCUCCCUGGGCAUUUCACCCCUAAAUCUGCCCCUCAAAGACCCCCCAAAUCCUGGCCCCCAAACAGCAGCAACCCCAAUUCCCAAUUCCUGGAGGCUCCCAGCCCUUUCACCCCCAAAUCUGCUCCACAGCCCCUCCCAAGCUGUCACCUCCCAGCACUUUCACCCCCAAAUAUUCUCCCCAAUUACCCCCAGGACCCCAAUUCCCAAUCCCCCAGCCCUGCUCCUCUCCAGGGACCUUCCUUUAAGGAUGUCCCUGAAGGCCACCAAGGCCACCAGCCCUGUCACCAAGCUGGUCCAAUAGCACAGGAUGACCCCUGGGAACCCUUCCUUCCUCCCGAGGAAAAACCGGAGAAUUCCAGGUGGGGGUGAAUCCCGGAGCUGGCACACCCCGGAGCGCUUGGAAAAAACAAUUAAUCCUUAAUUAAUUUCACUCGUCCUGCCAAGAACUGAUGGUUUCCUGCUCCAGAAAUGGUGGCGGCUCCUCGGGGCUUUCCCGGCAGCGCCAUUCCCCGUUUUCCGUCGGCUGCCAGGGCGGGAGAGAGCGCAGGGCGGCACCGGGCACCUCUUAUCUCCUGCCCGCAGUCCUCGGCUCCUUCUGGAGCGCAGAAGUCACCCCCGGCCACCUCCUGGCACGUGGGUGCCCUGUCCGAGUGGGCACCCCCGGUGCCACCCCCCCAGCACCCAGCGGAGCGCCCAGACUCGGAGGAGCAUCAUGGGCAACUGUGUGCCCGUGACCCCCGGCAUCCUGGAGACCCCGGGCUCCCUGGACCUGGAGGGAAUCAUGGGCGACUUCUCCUACGACGACAACGACACUUACAUCAACGACACCCUCCUGGACUACGACGCCACGCCCUGUCACAACCGCUUCUGUCCCCUCUUCCAGCUCGUGGCUCCCCCUUUCCUGGCCGCCACCUCCGCCACGGCCGCGCUGGCCACCGGCGCCUUGCUGGUGGCCUUGGCCAAACGUCCCCAAGCGUGGCGGUGGCCGCAGAGCCGCGCGUUGGUGGCACAGCUGGCGCUGGCCACGGCGCUGUUCGCAGCGCUGCUGCCGGCGCUGGCCGCGGGCGUGGCGCAGGGGUGGCACCUGGGUACGGGGCUGUGUCGCCUCACGCACCUCCUGUGGCACUGGAGCGUCUUCGCCCAGGCGCUGCUGGUGGCCAGCGGCUCCUGUGGCACCUCCUGGGCUCGUUGGAACCCCCGGAGCCGCCGCUUGGCCGUGGCACUGUGGGCAGCGGCGCUGCUCUUGGCCACUCCGGCAGCGCUGGUCAGUGGCACCGCAGCGGGCACCGCCUGUGUCCGGCGCAGCGUGGGCAUCCUGGCACCGCUGUACCUGCUGCACCUGGCCCUGUGCCUCUGCCUGCUGCUGCUGCUGCCCGCGGGGCUGCUGCUGGCCGCGCUGGCCGUGCCGAGCCUCAGGGCGAGCUGGGCGAGCGGAGCUGGGCUGGCCUGGCUCUUCCUGGGGCUCUGGGGGCCCUACGGAGCGGGGCUGGCCGGGGAAUUCCUGCUGCAGGCCGGGCUGCUGGAGCCCAGCUGCGGCUCCUUCGAGCACUUCGACAUCGCGCUGGGGCUGAGCGAGGGGCUGGGGGUGCUGCACUGCGGCCUCGGGCCCCUGGCGCUGCUGCUCGCCCGGAGAUGCGGCCGCGAUGCCGGUGCUGCCGGGGGGUGCUGAGCUCUGGGAUUCCCGAGCUCCCGGAAUGCCGAGCUCCAGGGAAUGCCGAGCUCCGGGAUCGCUGAGCUCUGGGAAUGCAGAGCUCCGGGAUCGCUGAGCUCCGGGAAUGCUGAGAUCCCGGGACUGCCGAGCUCCGGAACUGCCGAGCUCCGGGAAUGCCGAGCUCCCGGGAAUGCCGAGCUGCCGGGACUGCUGAGCUCCCGGGAAUGCCGAGCCCCCGGAAUGCCGAGCUCCGGGAAUGCCGAGCUCCGGGACUGCACCGCAGAACCAAACGGAUCCACGGUACCGGAUUGGACCCCCAGCAGAGAGCCCUGGUUCCCCGGCGCCAGAUUUGGACCCCUGGCACCAGACAUGGCACCCUGGAUCCUGGGCACCAGCCUUGGCACCCUGGCAUCUGCCUCUGGGCACCGACCCCUGGCCCCACAGUGCCCCGCCGGCCCCACAGCCUCUGUCCCACACCCAACACUCCCCCAGCACCCCCCGUCCUGUCCCCUCUGUCCCCUCCCUUGGGGUCUCAGCCCCCUCUUUGGGGCCGGACCCCCCUGACUGCCCAGCACAGAAAUCCCUGGGGUGCCUCAGGCUGCUCAGGGGGGUCACCCCCGACUCCUGGGGGACCCCCGAGGCUCAGCCCCACCCUCGAAGCUCCAGGGGGAGGUGUCGGAAGUGAUGGGAUUUUUUCCAUCUCUCCUGUUAAGCCAAGAGGAUGCGGUGGGAAUUAAAACACAAUAAACACAACUGCCAGAG
This is a messenger RNA of Serinus canaria (Common canary), 3104 nucleotides long. RefSeq names its product atypical chemokine receptor 1-like. NCBI's taxonomy places the organism in Eukaryota, Metazoa, Chordata, Aves, Passeriformes, Fringillidae. The record is from RefSeq and is a predicted model, not a curated record. The coding region runs from base 1404 to 2360 and encodes 318 amino acids. The transcript has 2 exons. Gene Ontology annotation, cellular component: membrane. Gene Ontology annotation, molecular function: chemokine binding. Gene Ontology annotation, biological process: chemokine-mediated signaling pathway; inflammatory response.